UACGGAGAAACCCAUUGACGAUUCUCAGUCGUCUUUCAUUCGAUGCUUUUCAGCUGCAAACUAAUCAAGCUAUAUGGUUUAUUGAAUUGUAGAGGACAACUCCAAACUGCUAAAGACUCUCUGGAUUGUUGAUAAUUUGUGAUGUCAUCUGAUGAAAGCAAAAAUACUGAGGAUGCUGCUCAGGAGCAGCGUAGCGAGUCCACUACAGGAGGAACUGCUGAAAGAGGGACGAGGUCAAUUAUAUCUCAGAUAGAAAAAAGACAGUCAAAUCGGCAAAGGUCUGAUAAACAGAAAGACAAUGUCGGCAAUGCUUGGACUUCUGCUUUACGAGGAUGUAUUCCAAAUUAUCCGGAAAGUAUGUAUAGUACAAAUGAAAAUUUAGAAAUUAGAAGAGAAGAAUCAAGUGAUAGUCUGACAAUGGAGGAGAAAAGUGAUGAUGAUGAUAUGAAAGGAGAUAUAUAUGUUAUACCACCUUUAAAAAAGCCACAACCAAUCCCUCCAAAACCUCCUGAGAAACAAAAAUAUACUGAUAUGGCUGAGGAACCUCUGACAGCCGCCGUUCAAACAACUGCAGGUGGCAACACCAACAUACAGUCACCUGAAGGUGGCAGCACCAACAUACAGUCACCUGAAGGUGGCAGCACCAACAUUCAGUCACCUGAAGGUGGCAGCACCAACAUUCAGUCACCUGAAGGUGGUAGUGCCAGCAUACAGUCACCUGAAGGUGGCAGCACCAACAUUCAGUCACCUGAAGGUGGCAGCACCAACAUUCAGUCACCUGAAGGUGGCAGCACCAACAUUCAGUCACCUGAAGGUGGCAGCACUAACACACAGUCACCUGAAGGUGGCAGCACUAACACACAGUCACCUGAAGGUGGCAGCACCAACAUACAUCAAACUGAAGGUGGCAGCACCAACAUACAUCAAACUGAAGGUGGCAGCACCAACAUACAUCAAACUGAAGGUGGCAGCACCAACAUACAGUCACCCAAAGGUGGCAGCAUCAAUAUACAUCCUAUUGAAGGUGGCAGCACCAACACACAGUCACUUGAAGGUGGCAGCACCAACAUAAAACCACCUGAAGAUAGCAGCACCAACAUAAAACCACCUGAAGGUGGCAACACCAACAUAAAACCACCUGAAGUUGAAAGUAUUGAACUUGAUUCCAAGGGAAGACCUGAUAAGAAAACUGAGGAAAUGGAAAGAUCACAAAUGAAACCACCUGAAAUUCUUUCUGACAGGCCUAAACUGUUAAGAUUUAUUGUUGAUGGAGGAUCAGUUCCAGAACGAUCAAGAUCUGCAGACAGGAUCAUACCAAAGAAAUUUGACGAAGAUACUAAAUCUCUAGAUAUGCAGCCUUCGACUAAAGACGUUUCUUCAGGAGUUGUACUGGAGAAAAGAAAAUCUAUCCAGGAAAUGUUGCAUAUAUUUGAAAAAUCAGAGCCAAGUAAACCUGUACCCAAACAGAGGCCAGAUCCUAAUAAAGACAAAUCAAAAACACCAAGCCCUGACAAAGACUCAUUUAGGCCGUCAGGCUCUGAAAAGCAGACUCAAAUCUCUGACAAGAAAAAUACCUUUGACUGUGACAAAGAUACAUCCAGGACCCCAGGCAACACUGCUGGUGGGCAUCCAUUAAAUGAGGAAAUAGAUAAAGAUAGAGAGGAGGAGGAGGAGGAGGAUAGUUAUGAAACUGCAGAAGAAGAUCAGAAUGAAGAUAGCCAGAGAGACUCCAGAGAAGUAGAGGGAGCUACAGUCUUUCCUUCUCAAUCUGUUGUCCAGUUAACAACUUCACAAGGGACAGACAUCAGUGACAACGACGUUGCCAGCAUGCGGUCUGAUACCUCAGAGGGUCUAGGCUCAGAUAAUAUAGAAAGUGUGACAAGAAGUUAUGUUAUGGCUAAUUCAGCAGCUUCAAGUCUAAAUCAGCCUCCAUCUCAGCCUGCUCAACAACAACCUGUUAUACUUGAAGGGGACCAGUCAAUAAUACAGGAAAACACUGAACUAGACGACCAAGGAGCUACUCCUGUACCAACAGUACAGCAACAAACCGUCCCUCAACAAGCUACAUCAGUAACAGAGACGAUAUCGCAACAUAUGGAACAGCAAGGUAGACAUGGACCCACACCACCAACUGAAAGUCAUCAUAUCCACCAAGAAAACCCCCCUGAAGUUCUAGUUAUGUAUGGAGGACAAUACCAAAGUCAAGGAGAAAAGGAAUUUCAUCAACAGGCAGUACAUGAAGAACAAUAUCAAGAUCAACAUUUUCAGUCACCAUAUUCUCAAGGUUACCCAACUCAGCCACCUCACUCUCAAGGUCAACCAACUGAGCCACUUCACUUUCAAGGUCACCCAUCUCAGCCCCCUCACUCUCAAGGUCAACCAACUCAGAUACUACAGAGUGAAGGUUACCCAACUUGGACACAUCACUCUCAAGGACAUCCAAAUCAGCCACCUCAGCAACUAAUACAGCCACCUCAUUUUCAAGGUCAGCCAACACAGCCACCACACUCUCAAGAUCAAACUUUUCAGCCACCACACUCUCAAGGUCAAACUUUUCAGCCACCACACUCUCAAGAUCAAACUUUUCAACCACCACACUCUCAAGAUCAAACUUUUCAACCACCAUAUUCUCAAGGUCAACAUCAAUAUUUUUAUCAACAUCAGCAUCUGCAGCAUUACUCUGGAAUGUUGGAUGGAAACUUUGGAAAGAUAUCCCCACAACAACACCAUAUGUAUGAUCCCCAGCACUAUCACAUGUAUGGCCCACCUGGAGUUGACAAACCACACACAAUGGAAGAAGAUCAUUUGCAUCAGGAACAUGAAAGAGGGACACAAAAUCCUCAGGUACACCAACAGAACCCUUCUGCUAAAAAGUUACAGGUGAAACAAGAGAAAAAACCAGAGGAGAAACCAAAGGGUAAACCAAAGGAGAAACCAGAGGGGCAACCGAAGGGACAACCAAAGGGGCAACCAAAGGGGAAACUAAAGGAUAAACCAGAGGGGCAACCAAAGGGGAAACUAAAGGAUAAACCAGAGGGGCAACCAAAGGGGAAACCAGAAGAGAAACCAAAGGAGAAACCAAAGGAGAAACCAAAGGAGAAACCGGAGGGGAAAUCGAAAGGGAAACCAAACAUAGAUGAAAAAAGGAAAAAAGAUGUGGCUAAAUCCAAGAAGCCAGAAAAAUCCUAUGUGUGUGUGAAAGGACUGGCUGCCAAAACAGGGUUAGAUACACUGUGGCUGUUUCUAGAGAACAAAUCAGGCGGUGAUGUUGACAAGUCAUCCAUCUUCUUCACCAGUGACAAGAAUAUGGCAGUUGCUACUCUCCUUCAUACUCCAGCUAACUUUGAAGAAUUCAAGAAAAAAUGCCACCAGAAAAAUUUAGAAGGCGCCAGUGUCGAAGUCUGUUUGGUACCAGCUCCAGUCACUGUGAUUGUGAGCUCAGAACAACAUCUACCUUCCGAUAGGGAACUGAAGGCACAUUUCGAACAGGACAAGUUUGGAGGGGUCAAAGUAAAAAAUAUCAAGAUGACUGAAGAUGGCUGCUACAGAGUGGACUUUAAGGACAAUACUGCUUUGGAGAAAGUUUGUCACAGCCCCUACCCACACAGGAUACAAGGGACAAGUCUGUGUGUGACCGCACUCUAUGAGUGUGAAUUCGGGGAGAUCUGGGAAAUUGACAAACACAAAGUAUGCAUCCCUGAGGACACUGAACUGACACAUGAUGACAACCAUAAACUGGUACUGGUAAAGAAAUAUCAACAUGUUACGGAUUUAUUGAAAUCAAAACUGAAGCCGAAGCAUGCAAAGCUCAAGGUCACAGAUCAACUUUGUGUGGAGUGUACAAUGGACCAAAUGACCGUAGAUGUUCGCCGUCUCGUAAAAGUUUGGGAACCAGACAUCAAGGAAAUCUGGAAGGAAUUUAUUGAUGAGACUGUACAGCAAAGAGAAAUUCUGGUCAAAUCAGAAGUUUGGAAGCUUCUUAUUGAUCAUAUCAGAGAGCACCAAGAGCACACAACUGUUCAUGUGGACUACAAGGAGUACCAGGGAGAUGUGAGGCUGGUCGUUGUCGGGGUCGAAUCAAUGUUUAGCACUGUCACCGAAAACAUACAUCACCACAAAGAAUCCAUUGAAAAUGCUAUAGAAAGAAAAAAACAAAUCACUACAAUCACAAAGAGCUUCAAACCCUUAGAAAUCCGACUUCUAGGCCGAUUAGAAAUCUUAACACAAGUGAACCGUCUGGAUGAUGAUUUAAAUGUGACAGGAAAUGAAGAGUUUGGUACUAUAACUUUUAACGGUGUUAUGGAAGAUAUUGACACAGCUCAAACCGUCAUAGCUGAGACGGCACAGCAGUUUCAUAUAUGGACAAUUCAGGAAGACAAUGAAAUGAACAAGGACCAAGUGAGACUCCUACAGAACCCUGAAGUUCUUGAAAUGUUAAAAGUGAAGUUUUCAGAACACAAACUGGUUGUAGAAUUUGACUUGAAAGGUGAUACACUAAAGGUCGGCACAGUGUCACCAAUUGCAGGCAAAAACGUGACCAAGAUUAUACAGGAAACUGUCCUUAUUUCUGAUGUGCCAUUGACAGAAAGAGAAAAGAUUGAAGUUCUGAACACUGAUGCCUGGAGGCACCUGUGUCGUCAAACAGAAAGACAAAACAAUGGUCAAGUUAUCAUUUCCACAAAGACGGAUUAUGGAUUCUCUGUGGCCUCUAUAGAUGUUGUUCAUCAGGACACCCUGAGAGAACUGUUGGACUUCACAGACGAUCACGCCACGUACAAUGAUACAUAUGACAUGAAGGAUGAGAAUAAAAGGAAAUUUUUUAAAAAACAUUACUCACAGGAAAUCAAAGAAAUGGAAUUUGAACUGUCAUCCAUGUGUGUAUCCAUAAAAAUUCUGGACAAAAGACUGGCUCUGACUGGCACCAGGAUGGGCAUCAAACAAGCCAAGGACAGACUCAUAGAAUUCGAGAAAAGAAUCGAAACAAAACAACACAACAUACAGAAGUAUGGUAUCAGCACUGUUAUUUCCUCCGACAAUCCGGAUAUGUUCUCUGGAAUCGAGAAUGCUACUUCAACUAUUGUAAUACAGAAGGAUACCAUGACCCAAAUCUACUCAAGGUCACAGGGGUCAAGUGAUGAGGAUGAGGAUGAAGAGGACUUCUAUGGAACCGAGGAAAGUCACACAUGGGGCCGAACAGGCCGCAAGGGUCAUACAGGGAUGUUGGGUACACUCCCAGAAGUCACAGCACCAAAACCUCCUGUUACCAAGGCAACAAGUGAGCAACCGGUAGUAACAUGUAAAAAUGGCCUGAAAAUCAAACUCAUCAGAGGAGAGAUAGGGAAAGAGAAGGCUGAUGUCCUGAUCAUAUCCACUAGUCAGGACCUCAAACUGGAAAAGGGAGGAGCAGGGAAGAGUCUGGUAAAGUAUGGAGGGCCAGGAUUACAGGCCGAACUUCAGGCUAACUAUUCGGCCAAGAUCAACCAUGGAGAAGUAAUCGCAAUCGGUCCUGGAAAACUCAAGUGUAAGCAGGUCUUUCUGUCUAAUCUGCCUGAUUGGGAAAAAGACAAGAAUAACAAACCAUUGGUAAUCACCAAGGUCGUCCUGGAGUGUUUGAACAAGGCCUCUAGAGCAAAUUACAGUUCAGUCAAGAUUGUGGCCCUGGGAACGGGUGCCCUAAAGUAUCCUCCACAGACUGUUGCCGAGGUUAUGUAUGAUGCUGUCCGUGAGUUUGAUGCCAAGGGAACCAGUUCAGUCUUACUGGUGACGUUUGUACUCUACAGUGGUGACCAUCGAACCAUCAGUGCUUUUGAGGAUGAGGAAUACAAACAGAUUCAUCCUGGGAGACAAACAGGGCCGAGUGUACCAUUGGACACAAAACAUGGGAUCAAAAUCACACUGGUCAAGGGACUAAUGGACAAACAAACAGUGGACGUGAUGGCUUGUGCCACAUCAAAGAACCUCGACAUGGGCGGGGGGGUGGCAACAGCGAUUGCCAAGGCUGCGGGACCAGACAUCAUACAGGCUGACUGUAAAGCUAAGUAUCCGUCAGGAAUAGAGUUUGGAGGUCUGGCUGUCAUCACCAACGGCAACCUGAAGACAUGUAAAUCCAUCUAUCUGAUUUCCUUACCAGGCUGGAAGAAUCAGGAUGGCACUAAGCGCAAUGAUGCAGAUAAAUUGCUCAACACAGCAGUUACAGCUUGCCUACAGAAGGCGGCCCAGUCAGGGAUGAAAUCCGUGGCCUUCCCUGCCUUUGGUACAGGACAGGUGGCGUACCCCAACGACACAGUCGCCAAACUCAUGUACAGCUGUGUGAUAGACUUCGCUACAAAGAACACAGGCACAUCCCUAACUGAUGUCAGAUUUGUGCUUCAUCAGAAGGACUGGAAAACAAUCAUGGCUUUUGAGAAUGAAAUGCACACAAGGCAGCCAUCAAAGCCUUACAGCAGUGUUCCUCACAAAUCUUUCUUUACAAAAGCAAACAGACUCCAGGUAUCAAUAGAAACAUGCAGUAUUGCUGAAUUCAAGAAGGCUGAUGUGAUAGCAGCCACUGUAGCAGAAAACCUUGACAUUUCAAAGGGCAGUGCCAUGGCUGCUCUAAACAGUAAAUGUGGUCCAACUUUGAAAGCUGAUUGUGAUACAAAAUACCCAAAUGGGAUCAAGAUUGGUGACCUGGCUGAGAUUUCCGCGGGAAAUUUGAGCUGUAAGGCUUUGUAUCUAGGAACACUUCCCUCCUAUAACACCGGAGCCAACGUAGCAGAAAAGGCCUUGGAUAGAUAUGUUCGGAAAGUCUUGGAGACAGCAGCAUCAAAGGGUUACACCUCUGUAGCAUUUCCUGCUGUAGGAACAGGAUUUAACAGAUACCCUCAUAAUCGUGCCGCUACGCUGUGCUACGAGGCUGUUCAGCAUUUUGAUAAGAAACCAAGCUCCAUCAAAGUUGUUUACUUUGUCAUCCUGCAGAGAGAUGUCUCCUCGUUACAGGCCUUUCAAAGGGAGGAAAAAAAGAGAAAUAGUUUCCCCUAUGGUGCCUCACAAAAUCCAGGGGGUGCAACAGGGGGUGCAACAGGGGGUACUCGUGGGUUUACCAGGCAGGGAAAAUUUACCAGGGUCUUCUCUAAAAGGAACGAAGAAGAUGAAGUCCCACUGAAGAGACAAACAACUAGAUCUGGAGGUAGGACACGCCGGACACGAUAUGGUGCACAAGGUCAAGGUCAUCCAGCUACACUUCCUGCAGGCUCUCAUAUAGGCCUUAUGUCCAUGCAAGGUGGCAAUCCUAAUCAGUUUUUGUAUGGGAAGGUCACCCUCAAGGUCAAUGUGGAGAAUAUUGUAAAGAUGAAGGAGCCAAUUGAUGUCAUCGUCAACAGCACAAACAAGGAUCUGGAUUUCACCCAAGGUGCAGUGUCUAAAGAAAUAAUGAAGGAAUGUAAUGCUAAGCAACUUACUGAUGAAUGUGACAAACUGAAACAAGAGAUGAAAAGUAACGGCAUGGUAUGUACCAGUGGAUGUGGGCUGUCCUGUAAAGCUAUUCUCCAUCUUGUUGCACAGACCUCUCUCAAAAACUGGGGGAAGAUGAUACUGGUCUGCUUACAGGAGGUAGACAAACGUGGACACACUUCUGUCGCCUUCCCAGCCCUGGGCACAGCUGGAGGAAGUGUUCAGUUUAAACCAGAAGAGAUUGCGGAGACACUUCACGAGGCAUUGCUUCACUUUUCUGGUUCUAACCUCACCCUGGUACGACUCGUGAUCUUCGACCCAAAUAUGCUCUGGAAAAUGACAAAGGUGUUCCGAGACAACAUCGAGAAACCAAGUACAUCAGGGCCCUCGUCCGAAGCUGAUUUGUCACAAGUGUCUCUAUGGAUACUCGGCACCAGUGAUGACAACAUUCAGGAUGCUAUAGACAGGAUUGAAAAAUUAAUUGACAAAAAGUAUCUGUCCAAAUCUAUUGAUGACACAUUGAUAGCAGUUCUGAGUGACAAUGAGAUGAAAGAAAUUAAGAAGAUAGAUGAGAGAUUUCUGGUAACUAUGAAGGUACACAAACAGUCAAGUGUGAUAGAACUGGAGGGCCCACAGAAAGAAGCAGACGGUGCCUUGCAGGAAGUCUACAGCCUCCUACGCGCCUUUCAGAAGGAGAGAUUCUUGGAUGGAGAGGCAGCCUUUGUUGAAUCAGUAGUGCAAUGGUUUUAUAAGGAAACAGACUCUCAGGGAAUGCCAACGUUAUCUAAAUACCCUCCGCGGGUUAACAUGGGAUUGGAGAACUCACGGAAAGGCAACCACUCUAAGUUCCGAUUCCGGGCAAAUAAUGAAGACUAUGAGGUUGACGUGUUAAAUAUGAAGGAAUAUUCAUUGAAAGAUCCAAAUGAUUCUGUUGAUGUGAUACGCAGAGAAAUACAAAAUGACAGUGCAAUUGAGCUACCAGCUGAAUGGGAAGAAAUGGCAGACCCAAAUGUAAAUGUCGAGGUCUUCCCUCUAGUUGCUUCUUCACAAAAAUACCAGGAUCUAGAGAUGAUGUUCAGAAAUUCCGUUCUGAAAGGACAAUAUGCCAGCCAGUUUAAUGCUUCAAAGCUGAAAGUGCACAAGAUUGAAAGGAUCCAGAAUCGAAUACUGUUCCAACAGUACUCCAUCAAGCAGCAGUUAUUGGAAGCGAAAAAUCCGCAGGGUACCACUAAUGAACAGAUGCUGUGGCAUGGGACUGGUGAUGCUGCGAUCACCAGCAUCAACUACUAUGGUUUCAACCGCAGUUACUGUGGUGGUGACCCAAGCAAGGGUCAGUGUUGGUAUGGAGCAGGAGUUUACUUUGCCAACGAUGCCUCUUAUUCAGCACGUGAUUGGGUGUCUGUGCCGUCCAAUCAAAAGAAGAAGAUGUACCUGUGCAGAGUUCUAACAGGAGUCACUUGUGAAGCAAAGAAAGACAUGAAAUAUCUGCCUCCAUUACCGGGCAACCCUGCAGAAAAUUACGAUUGUGCUGUACAACCCAUCAAAAACCCGUUAGAGUUUGUUAUAUUUAAUGACACGCAGGCUUAUCCGGAAUUUCUUAUCACCUUUUCUACAACUUAGGCUGGAUUUAGUUACAUGUAGUGAAUUGGUGAUUUGAAAAUUUGAUUCAGUUUUUCUGAACUGUUGGUGCAAUUAAAAACACUUGUUGAGUGCUGUGAUCAAAUUAUAUAUGUGUCUAUGCUCUGGAUGAAUAAUAAUCCUGGUUUCAUAUAAAUCUAGACCAAGAACUUAUUGGAAUAAUUUCAGCUGAAUACUUCCUUCAUCAGCCUGGUGAACUUCUUACUGCAAAAUAGCUGGGAACUGUUGCUAUGUUAACAUUUGACUAGUUUAAAAAAGCACAGCCAUUUUGUCUCCCAUAUUUACAUGUCUGUCAUAUGGGGGUCACAUGUGCUGAACAAGGUUCUUGUAUUCCUGUGAAAAAGUAAAUGUGUCGGUCAAGACAAUGAUAUUUUUGAAUUGAAAUUAAACUUAGUUACUUAGUUACAACAUUCAAAUCCAAAUUAAGAAAACUUGGUUGAACUUUUUCUGAAUCUGUCUCUAUCUGUCUCUGGCAAAUCUUUCUGGAUGAUUCCAAUCAAUAAUGUACAAAAUGCAAAUUAUUUUCUAACAUGGCAAUCAGUUGAUGGAUUCAUUUCAGCAAGUUGAAAUGUAUUGUAUAUAUAUACCAUAUUUAUCUUGCAAUAAGCCCAAGCUACAAAGAGGAAUGCUGACAGACUUAGACCCCUCAUCCUACGAACCUAUCAACUAACUAAUGCAAGGCAAGUCAGAAGUGGGGGAUAGGCUUAUUACUGGGCAUGGGCUUAUUACUGGACAUGGGCUUAUUACUGGACAUGGGCUUAUUGCUGGACAUGGUCUUAUUACUGGA
Molecule: messenger RNA, 9856 nt
Organism: Pecten maximus
Lineage: Eukaryota; Metazoa; Mollusca; Bivalvia; Pectinida; Pectinidae
Product: protein mono-ADP-ribosyltransferase PARP14-like
Exons: 28
Coding region: 142-9051 (2969 amino acids)
Biological process (GO): negative regulation of gene expression
Cellular component (GO): cytoplasm; nucleus
Molecular function (GO): NAD+ poly-ADP-ribosyltransferase activity; transcription corepressor activity
Source: RefSeq, a predicted model, not a curated record